This is a messenger RNA of Porites evermanni, 801 nucleotides long. NCBI's taxonomy places the organism in Eukaryota, Metazoa, Cnidaria, Anthozoa, Scleractinia, Poritidae. The record is from the annotation of a GenBank genome assembly.
UGGCGUCGUCUGAUUUGUUAUUCCCGAUCUUCAGAGUACCUUGGCGCAUGUUCUACUUGCACACCAAAGACUCGAUCGUUUCUUGUCGGUGGUCAGCUUGGUCAGGCCUUGUGUAAGCUUCUCCCUUUCUUUGGAGAAGUUUCCUUUCUCGUUUCGAUUCAGAAUCUGAUUCUGAUCGCAGUGGAUCGAUUUGGAGCAGUGGUAUUUCCACUCCGUUCACCACUCAUCAGAUCCAAACUGUGUCCCUUCUUCAUUCUCGCUACAUGGAUAGUUGCCGUAGCGGUCAAUUCGCCAUACUUGUUCACUGCCGAGCUCGUUGAAUACCCAGAGGGAACCUCGUGUGCUAUUGAAUGGGAGAAAGUAUUCGGAGAGUCAUCAUCCUUUGCCAGUUUCGUACUAGCUUCCUACAGUCCGUUUAUAUUCAUACCUGUGUUGUUGCUAGUCAUUCUUUACUCCAUCAUUGUUAUCAAGCUCAAGACACAGGCGCACCCAGGUGAACAGUCCGCCAACAGUCAGCAACAGCGGAACAGAACAAACAGAAACGUGCUUCAAAUGUCCAUUGCUACCGUAACAGUGUUUGUGUGUUGCUGGUUACCUUACGGUAUCAACAUUUUAAUCAUACAGUAUCAGGACACUUUCACGCAUUUAUCGUGUAGUUUCUGGAAAUACUUUGAAGUCACCUUUUAUAUGACUACCGCGUACUGUGCUAUCAACCCAGUUAUCUGUUUCAUGUUUAGCAGUAAAUAUAAUUACCGAAAAGCUCUUAAAAGACUCAUAAAAUGUUCUUUUGCACAGGCGUAG